AUGUGUCAAAUCUAUCCAGGCCUUACUUGUUUGUUUAUUUUUGAACUUUCGUCCGUCGGGACGCCAGUGCUUACUGCCCUGGUGGCUUCGCCCUUGCUACUUCCUAACUAG
Molecule: messenger RNA, 111 nt
Organism: Blumeria graminis f. sp. triticale
Lineage: Eukaryota; Fungi; Ascomycota; Leotiomycetes; Helotiales; Erysiphaceae
Source: the annotation of a GenBank genome assembly